CUGCAUCCUCUUGUUACUCCAUCCUUCUUAUUCCUGCAGAAGGAACUGGUCAUAAUUUUGAGCCAGUGCAACUGUACUGUUUUUAUUGUACUUCUCCAAGUUUUGAAAGCCUGAAAUGAAGUUUUCUUGAUGCUCUGCAAGCCCUUCCUGCAAGAGGCCUACCAUCCACAGUGCGAGGAGGAACUGGUUUCUCACAUACAAUAAAAUUAAUGUGAAACUGCCUGGAAAACCAUUGCCAGGGAACUUGACAGUGGCUCACUGUUCAGCUGAAAGAAUUUAUCAAGUGGCUGCUGUGGCUCUGAUGUAAAGCAGUACGUAUACGGAGGCUGGGCCUGGGCUUGGUGGUGCAUUACUGACACCCAAAGACUGUCUUUGGAGGUUAUGACCAUCCUCUGUCGCUGUGAGAAUAUUGAGACGUCGGAGGGGGUCCCACUGUACGUAACAGGGGUUGCACAGGUGAAGAUAAUGACUGAGAAGGAGCUCCUGGCUGUGGCCUGUGAGCAGUUCUUGGGGAAGAACGUGCAGGAUGUGAAGAACGUGGUCCUUCAGACGCUAGAGGGGCAUCUGCGCUCCAUCCUAGGAACCCUGACGGUGGAGCAGAUCUACCAGGACAGGGAUCAGUUUGCCAAGCUGGUGCGGGAGGUGGCAGCUCCCGAUGUGGGUCGCAUGGGUAUCGAGAUCCUGAGCUUCACCAUCAAGGACGUCUAUGAUAAAGUGGAUUACCUGAGCUCCCUGGGCAAGACUCAGACUGCGGCCGUGCGAAGGGACGCAGACAUCGGUGUGGCAGAAGCCGAGCGAGAUGCUGGUAUUCGGGAGGCAGAGUGCAAGAAAGAAAUGCUGGAUGUCAAGUUCAUGGCAGAUACCAAAAUAGCAGAUUCCAGACGGGCUUUUGAAUUGCAGAAAGCUGCCUUCACUGAGGAGGUCAACAUUAAGACUGCGGAGGCCCAGCUGGCCUACGAGCUCCAGAGCGCCCGGGAGCAGCAGAAGAUCCGCCAGGAGGAAAUUGAAAUCGAGGUGGUGCAGCGCAAGAAGCAGAUCGAUGUGGAAGAGAAAGAGAUCAUCCGGAUGGAGAAGGAGCUGAUUGCCACCGUGAAGCGGCCGGCCGAGGCCGAGGCCUACCGCAUCCAGCAGAUCGCCGAGGGCGAGAAGGUGAAGCAAGUCCUCCUUGCUCAGGCGGAGGCGGACAAGAUCCGCAAGAUCGGAGAAGCGGAGGCCUUUGUGAUCGAGGCCAUCGGGAUGGCGGAGGCCGAGAGGAUGAAGUUGAAGGCUGAAGCGCUCCAGAAGUACGGAGAUGCUGCCCAGCUGGCUCUCGUGCUGGAUGCUCUGCCUGAGAUCGCUGCCAAAGUGGCUGCUCCCCUUUCCAAAGUGGACGAGAUCGUUAUUCUCGGCGGAGAGAACAACAACAAGACGGCGGAGGUGAACCGUCUGCUGGCCGAGAUCCCCGCCUCCGUGCGCGCCAUCACUGGUGUGGAUCUCACAAAGAUUCCCCUGAUCCAAAAAGUCACUGGGACCCAGGCAUGAGGCUGGUCAGCCCGAAGCCGGUGAAGAUGACCCCCUGUUAUGCACUCAGACAUCAACUGCCUUCAACACGUGGGAAUUCCUUUUAUAUCAAAGACAAUCGGAGUUUCGUUUUUGAGCUCUGGUGCCUUAUUUUGUAGGGCCAGAAAGAUGCAUGUCCAAUCAAGCCACUGUUUUUAUUACAAAGGGUGGGAGGGGAUUUAUUUUGUAAUUAAACGGUAAAUUAUAUCGGGCUGGGGUUUGGAUCUGGCAGCUUGUCUGGUGUUGCAGUCCCGGUGCCUUGCUGUUCUCUGUCCUCAGGUGACCGCCCAGAGCUCCGAGCAGAGGCUUGGUGGGACGUGGAGUAUGGAGCUGUGGGAAGAGAACAGCCAGGACCCACCUCCCCUGGGCUCCCUGCCCUCCCGUAGCCACCCUCCUGGGCACUGCCCAACCUCUGCCUCUGCCCACAAGCUGGUUUUUGUCUGGCUUUCUCCCUCUGAGUGUCUCACCCACAGGGCCCCCCCAGUGCUGGCUGUCCUGCCCAGGUUGGACUCCCUGGAGGUGACAGUCACAGUCCUGGGAGGGUGACAAUCAGGGACCGUCGAUGCCCGCUCCCGUGCUGCCUUCCCUCGGGCAUGUUUCCUCCUGGGGUCUGGAGGUGGGAGAGCUUUUAGGGGGGGCUGAUGGAGCGUUAUUGGAGGGAGCCCAACUCAGCCCUGCUCUGAGCCAGGCUUGGUGAGGUCCCGCCACCAGCAAUGCCAAAAAGCUGUGCUGUACCAAAGCCACCCCAUCCUCCGAGAGGGAGGUGAGACCCCUGAGGCUGCUGUCCCCGAGUGCCAUGGGACACCUUGCCCCCCAUAACUGCUAAUGCCACGGAUAAAGGGGCACAGAGAAGCCAGGCAGGGCACUGCCGUGGGGACAGGGCAGGGUUCUCCACCGCCGUGGCCUGUCCAGCUGGCCAGGGACCAGUGCUCCUGGGGCUGUGGCUGUGACAAGCAGCCCUGCUGGCCCCCUGCCUCUUAUGGCCAGUGGCUUUGCUGCCCUGAUGACAAUGUGAAAGAGGUUGUCCCCUGUGUGUGUGUCCCACACUCCCUACAGUGCCAUGGGGGCUCUGUGCUGGCCCGUGCCCCUUCCCCCCCGUCUUGUCCCCUGUGCUCAGUGUGGCUGUAGCAGCCAAAACCAUGUGUCAAGUCAGCCCAGUGGGGUUUUGGUGACCUGUGCUGGUGCUGGGGGUCCCUUUGCCCUUCACCCACAGCUCGGUGCCACCCUCCCCAUUGCCAUAGGGUGAGCACAGGUCCCCCCCUCUGCCCUCCUGGCCAUAACCCCGGUACUGGCCAGUCCCUUGGCCAGGAGUGACCCGCUGUGGGGCCAAAUGGGUGCCGUGGGGCCAAAUGGGUGCCAUGGGGCUGCCGGCACCCCAUUCCCCCUUCUCUGCUGCCGGGGGGUGGGGAGGACCGGCCUUAUCAGCCCCUGGCUUGUGCUGGUCCCAGGGGGCCACCGGCACAGAUCUGGCGCUCGCCGGUGGGUGUGCCGGGCGAGGCCCACUAUCUGCAUGUGCGUGUGCAUGUCUGUGUCCCCCCCCUGUCACUGCUGUACGAUAAUAAAGCCUUGUCACCACCUG
Messenger RNA from Calidris pugnax (ruff), 3118 nucleotides. RefSeq names its product flotillin 2 (gene FLOT2). The record is from RefSeq and is a predicted model, not a curated record. The transcript is spliced from 11 exons. The coding region runs from base 382 to 1521 and encodes 379 amino acids. Gene Ontology annotation, biological process: protein localization to plasma membrane; regulation of myoblast differentiation. NCBI's taxonomy places the organism in Eukaryota, Metazoa, Chordata, Aves, Charadriiformes, Scolopacidae. Gene Ontology annotation, cellular component: plasma membrane.